AUGGCGAGUACCCAGAAAACUCGAUGGAACCAGAAUAUUGGGCCUGCGGUGUCUUCGUUAACCCCAGCAUCUCAGCCUAGCCGGGUCAAAAUAACGGGCAAGACAGUCACACUGGAGCCCUUGGCACCGAGUCAUGCUAUUGAUCUAUGGCCGGAGAUCCAGGACGAGAACACUGGCCACAUCUGGACAUACAUGAGCGACGGGCCGUAUCGAUCACUUGAAGAUUUCCAGAAAGCCGUCACAACCAAAUCCGAGUCUAAGGACUUGGUGUUUUCGGCCAUAGUGAACAUUCGAACCCAGAAACCCGUUGGCUGGGCUUGCUACAUGCGUAUUGAUCCCAACAACCGUGUGGUCGAAGUCGGCAAUAUCCUGUUCUCACCGUCACUGCAACGAACGAAAGCUGCAACUGAGGCGAUGUACCUUAUGAUGAAACAUGCAUUCGAGGAUUUGGGCUAUCGCAGGUAUGAGUGGAAAUGCGACAACCACAACGGACCCUCGAAACGAGCCGCAUUACGAUUCGGCUUUACGUUCGAAGGUGUGUUCAGGCAGCACAUGAUUUACAAGGGGAGGUCAAGAGACACUGCUUGGUUCUCGAUGGUGGACACGGAUUGGCCUAUGAUCAAGAGUGCGUUUGAAAAAUGGCUCGAUGAUAGCAACUUUGACCAUGAUGGAAAGCAAUUAUGCCGGCUGGAGGACCUGAGGGAGACGGUGCCCGCGCAGAGAGGGCCCGUCACUCUUGAUUUAUAA
Messenger RNA from Exophiala oligosperma, 747 nucleotides. RefSeq lists its product as uncharacterized. Bases 1 to 747 code for a protein of 248 amino acids. Gene Ontology annotation, molecular function: protein-N-terminal-alanine acetyltransferase activity; protein N-terminal-serine acetyltransferase activity. NCBI's taxonomy places the organism in Eukaryota, Fungi, Ascomycota, Eurotiomycetes, Chaetothyriales, Herpotrichiellaceae. The record is from RefSeq and is a predicted model, not a curated record. The transcript is spliced from 2 exons.